Messenger RNA from Eublepharis macularius, 11131 nucleotides. It is a transcript of the gene ATP2B4, whose product is annotated as ATPase plasma membrane Ca2+ transporting 4. Gene Ontology annotation, molecular function: ATP binding; PDZ domain binding; P-type calcium transporter activity. Lineage: Eukaryota; Metazoa; Chordata; Lepidosauria; Squamata; Eublepharidae. The coding region runs from base 944 to 4660 and encodes 1238 amino acids. The transcript has 22 exons. Gene Ontology annotation, cellular component: intracellular membrane-bounded organelle; membrane. Gene Ontology annotation, biological process: regulation of cytosolic calcium ion concentration; calcium ion transmembrane transport. The record is from RefSeq and is a predicted model, not a curated record.
GGACUCAACUUGCAAAAGGCUGGAUUUUGAAAAAAAAAGUGGCAGGGGAGAAGAGGGGGCCAGUUUCAGAGACCCGCGUUCGCGCAGAUGAGGACUUUUUAGCUGCAUAGAGUUCUUAAGAACUCCCCGAACCGUACAGGAGAAGCGAUUUUAUUUUCGUUUCGCCCCCGCUCUCUGCUGGCUGUAAACUUCGGAGAGAUCGAAAGCGAGGGACGGGCCCGAGCAGACAUCCAGGAGCGCCGCGGCUUCCCUCCCCCCAGUUCUCCUCCCUCCCAUGGAAAUCCAGGGGGUUUUCCCAGCCUGUGGAAGACUGGGUCACUGGAGGCGGAGGAAAAUCAGCAGGAGCAGCCGCGGCAUAUGAGUUGCUUCCGUAGCGCAAAGCCCUCGCUUUACUCGCUCGAUUUUCUCCACGCGGAGGGAGCAGCGCCGACCAAACCCGAGCCGCAAACUUGGAGCGGCGGGGCUGGUUGCUCGUGGUAAUCCGUCGGUCUGGAAGAGCCCUUCGCGUCUUCCCAGCUCCCGCUGGAGAGGCAAAAUUUCGGUUGAAGACAGUAUCCAGGGAACCCUCCUCUUUCUCUGGGAGAUGCACAUUGGUUGUUGCUAAGAUCGCUUCCACAAUAACAUGCGCAUCCUGUUUACACCUUCAUCUGAAGAAGCUGGGCUUGGCUAGUUUCACCAGCUUCACUUGGGGAAUUGCAGAAGGAAGUGUUGGUUUCCCCGCCCCCCUCACCAGUCCUGCCAUUUUUCCUGGGAUCCUCUUUUUUUCCCCAGUGGUGUUGGCCUGCAGGCUAUAGAACUGGGCUGCUUUCUUCAAGAAAUACCAAAGUUUGCAUUGCCUGCUGUGAUUUCAUAGAGGUAAGAGGCAAGACUGGUAAAGAAGUAGCACACGUCCUUUCUUGUGCUGUUUCUUGUUGAACCCACUGGAGUUUUUUUUUUUGUCAAGAUGACGAACAACUCUGCAGAUCACCAUCCUGGGAACUCUGUUGCUGAGGGCAACCAUGAGGGGGACUUUGGUUGCUCCGUAAUGGACCUGCGGAACCUCAUGGAACUUCGUAGCUCAGAGGCAGUCAACAGGAUAAAUGACAUCUAUGGGGGAGUGCAUAAUAUUUGCAAGAGACUGAAGACCUCCCCAGUGGAAGGCCUGUCUGGAAGUCCUGCAGAUCUCGAGAAAAGAAGGCAAGCAUUUGGCCAGAACUUCAUCCCACCAAAAAAGGCUAAAACCUUUCUGCAGUUGGUUUGGGAAGCACUUCAGGAUGUCACAUUGAUCAUCUUGGAAAUUGCAGCCAUAAUCUCCCUCGGUCUGUCUUUCUAUCGCCCUCCUGGUGGUGACAAUGAACAGUGCGGUCAAGCGGCAGGUGGAGCAGAGGACGAGGGUGAGGCCCAGGCAGGCUGGAUUGAGGGAGCAGCCAUCCUCUUCUCAGUCAUCAUUGUGGUACUGGUUACAGCCUUCAAUGACUGGAGCAAAGAGAAGCAGUUCCGGGGCCUCCAAAGUCGCAUCGAACAGGAGCAGAAGUUCACAGUCAUCCGCAAGGGGCAGGUUAUCCAAAUCCCUGUGGCUGAGAUCGUGGUGGGGGAUAUUGCUCAGAUCAAGUAUGGUGACUUAUUGCCAGCAGAUGGGAUCCUGAUUCAAGGCAAUGAUUUGAAAAUCGAUGAGAGCUCUCUGACUGGGGAAUCAGAUCAAGUGAAGAAGUCUCUGGGUAAAGAUCCCAUGCUGCUUUCUGGUACUCACGUGAUGGAAGGUUCUGGUCGAAUGCUGGUCACAGCUGUGGGUGUCAACUCACAAACUGGAAUCAUUUUCACUCUUUUGGGAGCAGGGGAAGGAGAUGAGGAGAAGAAGUCCAAGAAAGGUAAAAAACCAGGAGUCCCUGAAAAUCGCAACAAAGCAAAAACUCAAGAUGGUGUGGCCCUGGAGAUCCAGCCACUGAAAAGCCAAGAAGGGGUGGAAAAUGAGGAGAAGGAGAAGAAGAAGGUGAAGGUCCCAAAGAAGGAGAAGUCUGUACUGCAGGGGAAGCUCACCCGCUUGGCAGUUCAGAUCGGAAAAGCAGGACUGAUCAUGUCAGCCAUCACUGUCAUUAUCCUGGUGCUGUAUUUUGUGAUUGACACCUUUGGGAUUCAGGGAAAGCGCUGGACAGCUGACUGCACCCCUAUCUACAUCCAGUAUUUUGUCAAAUUCUUCAUCAUCGGUGUCACUGUGCUAGUAGUGGCUGUGCCUGAGGGCUUGCCCCUGGCUGUCACCAUCUCUUUGGCUUACUCUGUGAAGAAAAUGAUGAAAGAUAACAAUUUGGUUAGACACCUGGACGCUUGUGAGACUAUGGGCAACGCCACUGCUAUCUGCUCAGACAAGACUGGUACUCUCACCAUGAACCGUAUGACUGUGGUGCAGGCCUAUGUGGGUGACACCCACUACCGACAGAUCCCUGACCCUGAAGCUAUCCUGCCUAGAAUCCUGGACCUCAUUGUCAAUGGUGUUGCAAUCAACUCUGCUUAUACUUCCAAAAUCCUGCCACCAGAAAAAGAAGGGGGCCUCCCACGCCAGGUUGGAAACAAGACAGAGUGUGCUCUUUUGGGCUUUGUUCUGGACUUGAAACAAGAUUAUCAGGCUGUCCGCAGUGAGGUGCCUGAGGAAAAACUCUACAAGGUCUACACCUUCAAUUCAGUGCGCAAAUCCAUGAGUACGGUGCUAAAGAACCCUGAUGGAAGCUUCCGCAUGUACAGCAAAGGAGCCUCUGAGAUCAUCUUGCGCAAAUGCACAAAGAUCUUGGACAAGGAUGGGGAACCCCGAAUAUUUAAGGUGAAGGAUCGAGACGAGAUGGUGAAAAAAGUAAUUGAGCCAAUGGCUUGUCAUGGGCUACGCACUAUUUGUCUGGCGUACCGGGAUUUCCCUGCUGGUAUUGAGCCAGACUGGGAUGCUGAGAAUGAGAUUCUGUCUGACCUUACCUGCAUCGCUGUAGUUGGCAUUGAGGAUCCAGUUCGGCCAGAGGUGCCUGAGGCCAUCCAAAAAUGCCAACGUGCUGGUAUUACAGUUCGGAUGGUUACAGGUGACAACAUCAACACAGCACGUGCCAUUGCCACCAAGUGUGGGAUCUUACUGCCUGGGGAGGACUUCUUGUGCCUGGAAGGGAAGGAAUUCAACCGGCUCAUCCGCAAUGAGAAAGGAGAGGUGGAACAAGAGCAGCUGGAUAAGAUCUGGCCCAAGCUACGAGUCUUGGCCCGUUCUUCCCCCACUGAUAAGCACACGCUUGUGAAAGGUAUUAUUGACAGCACUGUUGGAGAACGAAGGCAGGUGGUAGCUGUGACUGGGGAUGGCACCAAUGAUGGCCCAGCCUUGAAGAAAGCAGAUGUGGGAUUUGCCAUGGGCAUUGCUGGCACAGAUGUUGCAAAAGAAGCCUCAGACAUCAUCCUGACAGAUGAUAACUUUACAAGUAUUGUCAAAGCAGUGAUGUGGGGACGCAAUGUGUACGACAGCAUCUCCAAAUUCCUGCAGUUCCAGCUAACAGUCAAUAUAGUUGCUGUGAUCGUAGCUUUCACAGGUGCUUGCAUCACACAGGACUCUCCUCUGAAGGCUGUCCAGAUGCUGUGGGUAAACUUGAUCAUGGAUACUUUUGCCUCCUUGGCCCUUGCCACAGAACCCCCAUCAGAAUCCUUGCUUUUGCGCAAGCCAUAUGGCCGAAACAAGCCACUUAUUUCCCGCACCAUGAUGAAGAACAUCCUGGGACAUGGUGUGUACCAGCUCACCAUUAUCUUCACAUUGCUCUUUGCAGGUGAGAAGUUUUUUGAUAUUGACAGUGGCCGGAACGCUCCACUCCAUUCCCCACCUACUGAGCACUACACCAUCGUCUUCAAUACUUUCGUCAUGAUGCAACUUUUCAAUGAGAUUAAUGCUCGUAAAAUCCAUGGCGAGAGGAAUGUCUUUGAGGCCAUUUUCCGCAAUCCCAUUUUCUGCUCAGUGGUGCUGGGAACCUUUAUUGCCCAGAUCAUUAUUGUGGAAUUUGGUGGGAAGCCAUUCAGCUGUUCAGGCCUUACCUUGAGUCAGUGGUUCUGGUGUAUUUUCAUCGGUGUAGGUGAACUGCUUUGGGGACAGGUGAUUUGCACCGUUCCAACCAGCCAGCUGAAGUUCCUGAAGGAGGCAGGACAUGGCACUACCAAGGAGGAUAUUGCAGAGGAAGAACUGCCUGAGGAUCUAGAUGAAAUUGACCAUGCUGAAAUGGAACUCCGACGGGGACAGAUCCUGUGGUUCCGGGGCCUCAACAGAAUACAGACUCAGAUGGACGUAGUUUACACAUUCCAGACCGGCGCCUCCUCUUUACAGGGAGCCCUCAGGAGACAGCCUUCCAUCGUGAGCCAACACCACGAUAUCAAAGUGGUGAAUGCAUUCCGUAGCUCCUUGUAUGAAGGCCUCGAGAAACCCGAAUCCAGAAGCUCCAUUCAUAACUUCAUGACUCACCCAGAGUUCAUCCUGGAGGAAGACGAGCCUCGGACCCCAUUCCUUGAUGGCGCUGAAGAAGACCUGGAAGCUGAAGGACUCAAAAAGCAAAGUGAGGAGAGCCCAGGCGAGUCCUCACCCCUCAACAAAAAUAACAAUGCAGUGGACGGUGAUGAAGCUGAGGACACCAUUCCAGAUCCAGAAAGCCCUUUACACAGCUUGGAAACAUCAGUUUGACCUCUGAACUUUGAUCCUCCUGCCUUUUUCCUCCCUCAUGCAACAUAAGCACAUACAUCUGACUGCUCACUGCAGCCACUUCCUUUCUAGGGUUCAUACAUAUAUGCCUAUAUUUCCUUGCCCCUUCCUCCCUUAACAAUUGUUUGGGUGCAGGAAUGACAGAAUCACAUGACUAGAGUUUUACUUCUUAGUGAUUGGGGCAAAAGUGCCUCCCUCAAGUGAGAAACUGCUCGGUUAAAGCAUUUUCGCCUUGAGUUGAGUAACUAUAUGACUGCAGUAGUAGGUCUUCUGUCUUUCAAGUGGCAUGCUUAAAGAAACAAGAUUCAGAUUCAAAAAGAGCUAUGUACCCAGCAUCUGAUGAUACAGUUGUGCUAAUAGCUCCUUUUUUUACUUGGCAGAAUCUGAGUCAUAAAUGACUCCACAUUUUCUUGAGGAGAGGUUGGGAGAAUGCCAAGGGGAUGUAAUUUCUUCAUAGAGGAAAGGGGGAUCGAAAUCAGGUAUUGGAUAUGAAAAUUAACCCAGUCUUCCAUCUGGCCAGGGAUGGGGGGGAAUGAUUCAUGACUUCUAUCAUUUUUCUGUUUGUGUUUGCAUUUCUUUCUCUCUUCUUCUGCUUCCAUGGUAAUACAACCGAACAAGAGAUGAGGGUGACUAAAGUCUUAACAUGGCUUUCAAGUGAUGUAGUUGUGAAAGGCCAAGCAAAAAGGAGGUAUGGCAUCACUGUAUUCUCUGAGACUGAAAUUAGGUGGUGUAUGACCAGAUAGGUGCUGUGUGUGAGUUAACAGCAAAUUACUUUGGAACUCUACAUUAGUGGAUGUGUGUGGGGAGGGGGGGGGAGGUAGAUUUUGUUUAAUUUGAGGUUUGCAGUUUUGUCUAUCAGGUGAAUAACUCUUAGAUCCUAUAAGGUAAACAUCCCAAGUUCAUUCCUGAUAAAAUGCAAUGCCAAAGAAUGUGGCAUAAAGAUAAGCUAUUGUCCUUGCCCAGUUUUUGAAGGGUUGUUAUAAGGAAGGAAUAUUCAGACGUCAUCUCUUCAAACAGAUGUGAAUUCUUAUACCUGGUCCAGCUUAUCCCAAUAGUUUCUGUUGGAUUGAAGAGUGAAAAUAUAUUUCACACUUGUUUUUUCAGAGAAAACCACAAAUGAGUAGGCUUUGUAUAGCUGGAACACAUUGCUUUUGCACACAACACCAUCCUAGAGAUAAGGUUCAACAAUGUGACUUUUCCAUGUUUCUCAUUAGGACUGUCUUCCCUUCUCAUUGUACCAAAAGUAGCCACCAUCACUUCCCAACAUGGUUGCCUCUAGCUAUCUAGAAGAAUGCCAGAGAAGUGAAUCCAGCUUUUGUGCUGAAUGCUGAUGGGUAGGGAAUGUCUGUAUCUCAGUAUAUGUUUCCUAGAAUCAGUAUAUGAUUCCUAGAAUCAAGAUGCUGGCAGACCAAGAGAGAACCAUAUUCGAGCCUUGCAGCUACAGCCAUACGGGGAGCCUUCCGCUUUCACAUGGCAUAGCUAACCACGGGCAAGAUUAAAUAAGAGAAGGAUGAGCAUCCGCAGUUCUCUUAAUGGAAAUAGAGUGGUUCUUAAAAUAGCUGAGUGGACUUGUAUCACUACAAAAUGCUUUUCUUCACCCUUACAACCAUCUCUCAAAGUGCUGGAAAGUACUACCUGGAAGCAAAGAGAGAAUCUAGUUGUUAGUAGCUGUAUUGAAGGUUUCAUUGCUUGGCUGCCUUCCCAAUAUUGAAAUGUAUACAGCUCUCCCUCGUGGUGGCGAUGGUUUCCUUUUUCUUUUGAAGAACGCACAGCAGAAACUCCUGUGCCUUGUCUAAGCACUGCCCAAAGCACCGCCCGCUACACAGAAGCCCGGUUCUUUGCCAAGAGAUAAGUGUUCCUUAAGCAAAAAUGAAAAUUGAGUGUUUGGAUUUUCUUUUUAAACUCAACCCCCUUCAUCUUCUGGAUUGGUCACUGAAUUUCAUCACAAGUUCAAGGCAGGCCGAUGAAAAUUCCUUAUCUGAUGUAAAGAGGACUUGAAUGCCAGGCUGAAUUAACUGCCAAUAUCCAGGGGCGAAAACACCCAUCAUCGACCAUCCUAAUUGCGAAUAAGUCACCAUACCAUCCCUCGUCCACAUUGUCCUUCCAGAUACACCCAUUUCAUUCCUUUCAUCUGAACUGUACACCAUGGGAGGAAUGGGGUGGGGUGGGGGGACUGCCAUCUUUGGCGAUGAGAUCUAUUGGAUUUAAAAAAAAAAACCUGUUUAGUUCCAAUCUAGAGGUUACAUUGUUUCAAAGGUCAUUUUUCUAUUUUAAAGACUUGCAAAAAAUGGUGGUGUGUUAGGCGCUUGCAUAAAUAUUUAUGAAAUAUUUGGGGAAGGGGGGGCACUGAUUUUUUUUGUUGGUUUCUUUUAUAUUUUUAUUACCUCAAACAUGUUUUGGAAGAAAAAAACACUGUGGCACUUACAAAGUCACUCCCAGAAAAUCUGUAAUUGACAGGUUGCAUUAAGGGGUCUGGCCUACAUUUUAGUUCAUAUAUUUUUCUUUCUUGUGUCUAGCUUCCUCAGUUAGGGAAGGGGCGGGAGAGGGAAAAUAAUUAUAUAAAUAUUAUGCAAAAAAUAUAUAGUUUUCUUUAGAUCAGAAACAGAUAUUUUUAAGUCAGCCAUAUGUAUUUUGUUUAAAGGAAACAAAGCUGUGAGUUAUGUAACUGCAGUGGAAUGUAGUCACAUGGCUGGCAGUUGAAACUUAGUAAUUGGUCAGACUCCAGUUAGCUUCCUUUCUCUGAACAGCCAUCUUUGUACUAAAGUCAGUUGUGUUAUACAGAAAUGUUUUUAUAUAAAUUAUGUUGAUAUGGCUGGUUGCUUAAAGUGUAAGUGUUUAUUGUGCAUACAUUUUAAUGUAAUUUUUUUCUAUAUUAGUUUCUAUGAUAAACUGGCAGCAGAUGACUGGCUUAAGUUAUUAAGGAACUAUACAAUACUUGGUGAAGAUAUAAUGCUUUAGAUAAGACAUGGCCCCCAAACCACAGAUUCAUGUACUUGCACACUUACCAAUCAAAUGGCUGGCAUUGUUGAAUUUCACACCACUUGUCACUUGCUUGGGGAGGGGAAAGGGAGAACUUGAUGCAGCCCCUCACUUUCCCAGACAGGUUGACAGUGCUGUUUUAAGGUGACUACACCAGCCAUCUGUCAGGGGAAAGUCACGCAAACUCCGUCCAGCAAGGAUCAGCAGCACACAGUCAGCCCCCCAGUAUGGGAAGUAGACUUUUUUUUACUCCACACAGCAUCCUUUGUGUGUAUUUGGAUUGCACCCCAAUAAGGUGAUACACACACAGAAGCUUGCUUCUGUGCACAGUCUAACCUUGCUGGAUCAGGAUAGUGGUAGCUUAUAAUUUCUCUGAAUUAUACCUUGAAAGACUAAAAGAUCCUUUACUGCCAAUAGAAAGAGCAAGAGAGGGGAGAAUAAUUGAAGAUUGUGCCAUGCCAGACAGGAACUAAGGAAACAUCCUGUGAGGCGUGUUAGUUUGCUUUGGAAUGCUGUUUUUGUUUUUUGUUGAUUUUUAAAGAAAAAUACCCUGAACAUAAUUUUGCAUCCAGAUCAUAAUAAUAGGAAUUUAUUCUUUUGUUAAAUAAAUUGGCAGAUUGGUACCAAAGACAUUACAUCACUUCCUGUGUGCAAUGGAGAAUAUCCAUUUUUAGGGUUUAGAAUUACACAAUUGGUUGUUUUUAUUGAUUUGCACAGGGAUCUGACUUAAUUUUUCAAAAGUUUUGUGCAAUAAGUUUUAAGAAAAUAUUAUUUUAAAAAAGAUGACAAUUCCAGAAGGAAAACAAAUCUAAUGGUAAUGUUAGCCAUGGGCAAGUAUGGACAAAAAUACAUAUAUCAACCAUGCUUAAGGGUGACGUUUAUAUAGUAGUUAAAACUUCUGCAUGUGCUUCACUUGCCUCAUUAGAGUUCUACACAUGCCCCUAUUAUGAUGGGGCUGAAACAAAAUUGAGGACCAUUGAAGUCAGUUCAACUCAAUGGACCACGUGGCAGGAAUCUACCCAACCCAAGACAGUGCCUAGUUCAGCAGAUUUCUCUGUCCCACUUUGCCUUUAUGUGAGAUGUGCAAAUAGUUGAGAUUGUUGCAGGACUGAUACCAAAAAUAGCUUUAAAGGGAAGUGAUGGCAGGUUCCAGUCUAAAUUUCUGCUCUUCCCAUUUGCUCAAGAGACCAUCAGUCAUUUCUUCACAAGGGCUCCCUUGACCCGAGAAUUCUCAGCAGAAAUCCUUGAUGCAAGAAGAGUACCACAAGCAGAGCAUGUUGCUUGAACUAGCUCUCUCUUACGUGUGAUGCUUUUAAACGAGCUUCAGUAUUUCAUUGCAGCUAAUGCAGUUGUAACCCAUUAUUCUUCCAUCCUCAUUCUUUGGUUGUGCUUUGUAGUAGCAAUAUCCUAUUAAGCCAAAAAGAAGAAUCCUAACUACAAAUUCUUGUGUCCUUUACACGCCCAUGGCUAAGACUACUAGUUUGGGUUUUUUUUCUGCCCAUACAUAAAUAUAUAUACAGUGUUAAAAUUAAUAUUUGUAUAUAUAUUUAUCUGAAGAAGAAACUUUUCUAAAGAAGCAUGCAGAUAAGAAUUUAUGGGUUUUUUCCUUUUUUUCCAGUAACUAGUAUGAUAAGCACUGGUAUUUUUGUAUAAAAAAGAAAAAAAAUGAUAAAACAAAAGACUGAAUAUUAUGUGGUAUGCAUGACAUUAAAAAUGGUGGUUUCAAAGCAAUAUGUACCCUGGUGUGUUUGCCAUAUUCUAGAGUCCAGCUUAAAGUGCACCUGAUCUGUAACUGCAUUUUGAUAUUAUUUAAUCUCUAUGUACAAUGUUUUGCAUGUAUUUAUAUGGUUCUUGGGAAGAAAUGUUGGGGUUACAGGGGAUAGAAGUGUGGAGUUGGAAUGAUUGUCAACUAGUUUCUUCUGGAAUAUUUGAAACUCCAAACGUAAAUAAUGCUCUGAUUGGAAACAGGAUGGGGAAACCAAGCCAAAUUUUUUUUAAGGUGCAGUGGGAGUAGGGUGGGGGUAGGGAUCAUGUUUUGAAUUAAUAAAGCUUUUUUUGCUGUUGAGCAGAAACAAUGCGCGAGUGCGUUGAGAGAAUAAACUGUGCCCACUUGUAACUGUGAUGUCUUCAGUGUGUCCCACCAGUUUAUGAAGUCACUGAUUAUCUAUUGAAGCUGAGAUGAAAGAUAACUUCAAUGAAUGUAGAAGUCCUGACUUGGAGUCAAGUCAUGUAAAAUCUAUGCUGAUGUGUUUUAAAAAACCCUAAAGUCUAAUCAAUCUUGUAAAGUUACCAAUAUCCAAUAUGCAGAUUUGCACAAAAAAAAUUGUGCCACUCCAACUUCUGUUCUCUCUCAGCAAGGUCCAGAAAGAGCCAUCAAUACUAGUCAAGGCUAAAGAUAAAUGCCUGCCAGCUCUCUGGAAGAGUAUUUUAAUGGGAAGUAGCAGUGUGCUGUGCUGCAAACCUUUUGACAAAUGUGCAUUUUUUAAAAUGAUGGGCGCGAAAGAAUAGAAGAAAAACUUGAGCAAGUAUUUUUAAUAUAAGGCAGCACUCCCAUAAAUAAUUAUUAUACACCUUUUUGUAAACAUUAAUUUUAUUCAUUGCUAACAUUUUUGGCUUGGAUUCUAACUUAACAUUUUCCACCAGUGGAAAAGGCAGUGGAUGAUUUUUGCAAAUUUCUUCAUCACCUGUUGCAUCCCCACACUGUUCCCAAUGAAUCCACUGACCCCUUGGGCUACAAUUGUGAAUGGAGAGGUGGGUGGGCAGUAGGCUGCAGCAUGAAGAUGUGAAAGUUUGCUUCUGGUAGUGCUGUGACUCUUGCACCAAUAAGACCCUGUGCUUUGUUUCCAAGAAAACUCAAUGUGGCUAAGUGCAAAAAUAUAAAUAUCUGACAUGCAUAGUUCAGCUAUUACAUGGAAGAAAAUCCUUUGCUUCCAGAAACAGCUGCAUACAUGUACAACAUUCAGUACUAAGUAUCACAGCUCAGUUGACAUACUGGUAGUUUGCUUUGAGCAUUUAAUAUAAACAAUAAUUGUACACUGCUUUGGCCACCAUUAGUGGAUAGGCAAUCUAUAAAUAUUUUAAAUAAAUGUUCAAGAUUUUGCAUGUACCUCCAAAGAAUCCAGCAAAGUAUGAGGUGGAUAGAUAUGCUUAACACACUUACGUGUGUACAUCUUUUUAAAAACAGCAAAGGAGCUAAGGCUAAUUGGAUUCACAGUGCACACAUAUUGUCAAAAAUAUGUGUAUCUGCCUCACAAACUGGUACACGUGAGCCUACCCCUCAGUAUCACAAUCCCAAUCCAAAUCAGGCCCUGGUUCACUUGGGAGGUUUGUUUCCAGCAGGUAAAUUUUGGCAAUCACAUGAUCAGAAUGAGUACAUCUAGUUCAGCAAUAGAAGUAUGAAGUAUUCCAGCAGAAAGUAAUAUGUUUGCUGUAUCAGAGCUUUAUAUUCUUAUUAAAGAUGUUUGGUGGAGGGUU